AUGCAUUUCACUUCCAUUGCUACGCUUUUCUCGGUCUUGGCUGUUGCAAACGCUCAACUCACAUACAACAUUACGCAAGCUUCCGCUCCCGGAAAUAUGGCGAAAUAUCGUUGUUUGAACAACAGUAAGCUCAAAGGCUGGCUUCCCGGUUGCAUCUACGAUUGCCAAGUCCAAGCCAGCAUGCUCGAUGGCUGCGCAGCGGAGGACUUCGCCUGUCACUGCGUUAAUCACUAUAAAUACUCUCAAUUGAUCGAGCCCUGUGCUAUCCCUCCCGGAUUAGGCGGCAGGGGUCACUGUACCGUGAACGAUCUUUACAACGCUCGUCCCGUUGUCAGUGAUAUGUGUAAUUUUUUCAAUGCCACAGUUUACAAAAGCUAUGAGGGCUGCCCACAGAAACUGAGCACGGCUGUUACUUAUGGUAUUAUCGCGAAUGAGGGCGUUGAGAUAACCGAGUAG
This is a messenger RNA of Bipolaris maydis ATCC 48331, 456 nucleotides long. The record is from RefSeq and is a predicted model, not a curated record. Lineage: Eukaryota; Fungi; Ascomycota; Dothideomycetes; Pleosporales; Pleosporaceae.